AUGAUAGUCGCGGAAAUGCGCACUAUUGUUGACUGGUUACAGGGAAUUGACGUUGUUUUUCUGGUUGCUUAUGAACGUGUGGUUAGAUACAUUAAAUAUCUUUUUGGUGUGCUCGAACAACUAAAAAACGACGGAAAUUGUUAUUUUGAGAAGCUUCCUUUUAUCAGAGAAAUUGACAACUCUGCCGACAUCAAAGACCUUAAAUUGGUGUGUAUCAGUUUAGUAGAGCGUCUCCUCCAAGCUCUGCAAUUUCGUUUCGCUAACCCAUUCCAAAAGUCCACACAGUUACAAAUGACUCCCAGAAAUCCAGUUAGAGAAGAAUUGUUUGUCAUUGGGACAAUAUCAAACUUUGAUGAAAAGAUCCGUUUGAACGAACCUGCGUUAAUUCGAAAAACAAACACUUACUUCAUACCAAAUGAAUUACUGAGAAAACGAAAAUGUUUUUCGAAAAGUGAAACACGAAAAAUGAGGUCAUUUAUAAAAGAAAACCCAGAACUGAUAGCCCCAAUUUUGAAAAAACAAAGAGAACAAUCAUAUGUGGUACCAGAAAUAAAAACAACAAAACACAACAAAAACAUAAUCAGUCAAUUCGUAAAUUCUCGUGGACAUUUUUUGAAAACACGUAAAAACAUGGAAAAUGAUACAGCGACUGAUGAGAUUGUGUGUGGAGUGCCAUACACAAUUGAUAUACUUAUUCAAAGGCAAUGUUUUCGAAUUUGGAAAAAGGAGUAUUUAUCUUCAUUCACAAGGAAAUGCCCAGUUGUAUAUUUGACAUUAGCCAAUGUUCUAAAUCUGAUGGAUAAGAAAACAAGGGACAUGUUCCCAGAACUUAAAAUUAUCGUCGAAGAACUACACGUUAUUGCAGCAACCAGUUGUUCAGUUGAACGUUCAUUUUCACAACUGAGCCGUGUUAGCAAACCAGGAAUGACUGGAAAAACAACUGAACAGAGGUACGACGCCAAACAAAUUGUACAUUUUGGGAAACCCAAAACAGAAUGUUAA
Entamoeba invadens IP1 is the source of this 1002-nucleotide messenger RNA. RefSeq lists its product as hypothetical. Lineage: Eukaryota; Evosea; Mastigamoebida; Endamoebidae. The transcript has a single exon. The record is from RefSeq and is a predicted model, not a curated record. The coding region runs from base 1 to 1002 and encodes 333 amino acids.